This is a messenger RNA of Condylura cristata (star-nosed mole), 1856 nucleotides long. RefSeq names its product 3-hydroxyacyl-CoA dehydratase 4 (gene HACD4). Bases 51 to 737 code for a protein of 228 amino acids. The record is from RefSeq and is a predicted model, not a curated record. Gene Ontology annotation, biological process: very long-chain fatty acid biosynthetic process; sphingolipid biosynthetic process; fatty acid elongation. Gene Ontology annotation, cellular component: endoplasmic reticulum membrane. The transcript is spliced from 7 exons. Gene Ontology annotation, molecular function: 3-hydroxyacyl-CoA dehydratase activity. NCBI's taxonomy places the organism in Eukaryota, Metazoa, Chordata, Mammalia, Eulipotyphla, Talpidae.
AGCGGGUUCUACUUCCCAGACUGUUCUGGAGGGCCUGGUGGUGGCGGUCCAUGGCGCUGCCCGCCUGGCUGCAGCCCAGGUAUAGGAGGAGCACCUAUCUUUUCAUUUACUACCUGAUCCAGUUCUGUGGGCACUCAUGGAUAUUUACCAAUAUGACAGUCCGGUUCUUUUCAUUUGGAAAAGAUUCAAUGGCUGACACGUUUUAUGCUAUUGGGCUUAUGAUGCAACUUUGCCAGUCCAUUUCCCUGUUGGAGUUGCUGCACAUAUUUGUGGGCAUUGAGUCAAACCUUCUUCUUCCGAGAUUUCUGCAGCUCACAGAGAGAAUAAUCAUCCUCUUUGUGGUGAUCACCAGUCAAGAGGAAGUUCAAGAGAAAUAUGUGGUGUGUGUUUUAUUCAUCUUUUGGAAUCUAUUGGAUAUGGUUAGGUACACUUACAGUAUGUUGUCAGUCAUAGGACUAUCUUACGCUGUCUUGACCUGGCUCAGUCAAACAUUGUGGAUGCCGAUUUACCCUCUGUGUGUUCUUGCUGAAGCAUUUGCCAUCUAUCAGUCGCUGCCUUAUUUCGAAUCAUUUGGCACUUACUCCACAAAGCUGCCCUUUGACGUAUCCAUUUAUUUCCCAUAUGUGCUGAAAAUAUAUGUUAUGAUACUCUUUAUAGGUAUGUAUUUUACCUACAGUCACCUUUACUCAGAAAGAAGAGACAUCCUGAGAAUCUUUCCCAUUAAAAAGAAAAUAUGAAGCACUACCGUCCAGUGUGAUAUCAGGAGACAGGCGUGUAGAUACAGCUGUAGUAAAUGGCACAGAAGGAUUCUAGAGGGAAAAUACCUAGUGACUUGAUGUGCUAUAGUUACCAAAACUCUAGACACAUCACACAUGUUUCUAUGUUUCUCACAUAUGUUUCUAUGUUUCUCACACAUUAUAUUUCCCAAACAUAUUCUGUAUAACCUACUUCAUGAAAGCCAUAGAUUUUAUACAAUUAAACUAAUAUUGUGUGAAGCUUGAUUAUUUUUCCUAUAAGGUUAGUUAAAAAAAUUAGCUGGUGUAGAUUCAAUUAAAUUAAGAAACCAAAGUUGUAAACCUAAAUUACAACUAUUUACAGCUAUAUAUUUUUACUUCUGAGUUCCCAAAUAGCAGCUGAUAUGUAGGAGGGGAGUUAACGUGAAAUAUUUUCUGUAGUUGUCUAGAAUAACAUAUUUUAUAGACAGAUACCACUGUUUCCAGGCUAACACCCAUCUUAAACAUUACACACACUUGGAAAAUCAAACAUCUUUUCAGAUCUUGAAAUAGUCUGAUAAUAUGCAAGUUAUUUGGGCUUUAAUUUAAUUCCUAUUAAGGAAUAGAGGACCCAGAUGAAAGCAGAAUAGACCUUUGGUAAACACACAAAUAAUGUCCCAUCUUCCUUUAGAAGUUAUCAGACCAUGCAUACAUACUUUAAUGGGAUAUAAAGGUACAAAAAUUUAGUAAAUCAUUUAUAUAUUUAUUCUUUAAUCAAUCAAUCAAUCAAUCUAUCUAUCUAUCUAUCCAUCUAGGAGGUAAAAAAUCAAGAACCAGUAGAUUGUUAUUCUUCUCAUUGCUACUUACUACAAAUUAUAUAUCAUCAUAUAUAGUUUUAGAAAAGGCUCUUUUAUUUGAAGAUCUCAAAUAUAUGUGAAUAAAUGACAAAUAGGAUCAUAUUUGUACCAACAUAUAUCAUUUUCUUUUCUUGAAAGAAUUCUAGAAUCAAAUUAACCAGUAACUAUAUAAACAGGGUAAUACAUAUCUUGUGUUUAGUUCUUAACUAGGUAAUAAAGACAUAAUCACAAAAAAACUAUUUUCACUAGAUGAAAUGUUUGAAAAUAAAUGAAUAUUAAAGGUUGU